This is a messenger RNA of Pungitius pungitius (ninespine stickleback), 2596 nucleotides long. It is a transcript of the gene rrad, whose product is annotated as Ras-related associated with diabetes. Gene Ontology annotation, cellular component: plasma membrane. The coding region runs from base 1005 to 1934 and encodes 309 amino acids. NCBI's taxonomy places the organism in Eukaryota, Metazoa, Chordata, Actinopteri, Perciformes, Gasterosteidae. Gene Ontology annotation, molecular function: GTPase activity; GTP binding; calcium channel regulator activity. The transcript has 5 exons. Gene Ontology annotation, biological process: negative regulation of high voltage-gated calcium channel activity. The record is from RefSeq and is a predicted model, not a curated record.
CUGAUCUUAUACUAUUGGACGUGUAAUAAGGACAUACACGACCAAGUGAUAGUAUAUUCUGUUUAAAUGGCUUUUCAAUUAAGUAAACCAGGACGUAUCAAUUAUUGUUUCACAACGGGACAAAGCAGAAACUACAUGUUGGAGUUUAAAAAUAUCCAACUUUAGUGUAAGGACCACAAGAUGGCAGCAAUACACCAUGCAGAGUCUGAUAACUGGAGAAAAUACUUUUUUUUUGCAAGGAAAUAUAAGCGGACUUGAUUUCAGACAUUACGGUCGGAAACAUAGGCAUGCAUAUAUAUUAUAAUACUUGUCGUCUGUAUAAUUAUAAUAUAAUCUGUGCUCAUUGUAUUUGGAUGCCAAACUGUUUUAAUUUUGUUUUUUAGUGUACAUCCACAUACAAUUAAUGUCAGCACCGGGCUCCCAGAGACUACGGGAACGAUGCUAUUGAACAUAUUACACAUGCAACAACCCCACAUUUAAAUGAAAUUACCAUGCUAGUUUUUGUAUAAUUGUAGCAUUGAUCUCCUCCUUGCAGCGACCACGAGGCAUAUAUAUAUGUAUAUACAAGCGGGACCAUUUACACAACUGUCUGAAUACGCUCUAAACCUUAACGUCUCGCAUCUCUACAUGUAUUUCCCAAAUUCGCAUUAAUCAUUCAUAUCACUUUAGCUUUAAAGUGGGCUUCUCCUCUUCCAGGAUUCAUCACUGGUCGCCCCCUCAGAGGUAAACUCCAUUUGGUGAAGCGGAAGGGAGAUUCCUCUGCUGUACCAAUCAUACACCCCCACCUCUGUAUGAUGGUGCCGUUACGCACUACUAUAAUAAACGGAGACGUGACUUUCUGUGGCGAAUCCCUGCUGACGUCACUCCCAGACCCAUAUAAAUAUCCCCUGCAGCGCCUCUGAACUGAUCAAACAAAACCGCUUUUUCGAACUACAACUCCUCAAAGCCAAGGAAUAUUGGAUUUCCCUCUUUGGAUUGAAUUGGCAAUCCUCCGUCAAGGCGCAAUGACUUUGAACAAGGGUGACAAAUUGCGAAACAUGGACAGGAGAAGAGGAAGCAUGCCGUUCCCCAUGACCCUACCCAACCUACACCGGCGGAGCAUGCCUGUGGACGACCGGGACCUACGCUCCGCGAUGCCCGAGACCCGGCAGACCGACGAGCUGUCCAACCUCCUGCGCUGCACGUCCUACUCCCCGAACGAGGAGCACCGAGGCAGCUACGCGUCGGACUCCUCCGACUCCGUCAUCUCCACCAGCAGCGAACCGGAGGCCCCGGUGUACAAGGUGGUUCUCCUCGGGGAGCACGGCGUCGGCAAGUCGAGCCUGGCGCGCGUCUUUGGAGGGGCGGAGGACGCCUGUCACGACUGGGACGAAGCAGGAAACACUUAUGACAGAUCUAUUGUGGUGGAUGAAGAAGAGUCAUCCAUUGUGUUGUAUGACAUCUGGGAACAGGACAACAGCCAGUGGCUGCAGGACCAGUGCAUGAGGAUGGGUGACGCCUACAUCAUCGUGUAUUCAGUCACAGACAAAUCAAGCUUUGAGAAGGCAUCAGAACUGCGUAUUCAGCUGCGCCGGGCCAGGCAGUCCGAGAACAUUCCCAUUAUCCUUGUGGGCAACAAAAGUGACCUGGUGCGGUCCAGAGAGGUGUCUGCAGAUGAGGGAAGCGCCUGUGCAGUGGUUUUUGACUGCAAGUUCAUCGAGACGUCUGCGUCCCUUCACCACAAUGUCCAUGACCUAUUUGAGGGCAUCGUCAGACAGAUCCGCCUGAGGAAAGACAGCAAGGAGGAGAACGCACGACGCAUGGCCAACUGCAGGCGCAGAGAGAGCAUUGGCAAGAAGGCCAAGCGGUUUCUGGGCCGCAUGGUUGCGCGCAAAAACAAGAAGAUGGCUUUUAGGCAGAAGUCAAAGUCCUGCCAUGACCUAACAGUUCUCUGAGGAGCAGACGGGACGGACGGACAUGUUUUUCUUUGACCUUUGAAGACCGGAUGCUGUGUGUGUUUUAACACUAACCCUAAAGGACAAAAAGAGCUGUACAGAAAAAUAUUUUUACUUUGUAGACACCAACCAAAUGCAAAGAGCAGACAGAGAUAAUAACAAUGACACCAUUCAAGUCAUAUCACGACCAUGGUGGUAACCUGCAUGAAGCUUUACAAACUUUUUAAAAAAAUAAUUUCUGUUUCCAUUAAACAUGUUGCUGUCAUUAUAUGGCGUAUGUAUGAAUAAUCCACAGAGGCUUGUUAUUUGUAAAGAGUUGCACAGAUUGCCUUGCAGUUGGGUUAUUGUUGUACUCCUUUAUUGGAGGAGAGUGAUGUAAAUACUAAAACCUAAAUAACGUGGAAUGCAUCCUACAUCUCAUUAUCUGCUAAGACAUGGUAAAAGGAAUCCCAAUACUUGGUCAUCUGGAGUCAUAUUUACUUGAAACGUGGUACGCAGGUUCGUGCCCCGGCAAAGUUAUUGCGGACUAAAGAAACGAGAAAACUGUUUUUCUAUGUUGUUCUAUAACAUUGAAUUCAGGAUGUGAAUGUAUGAGUUAAGCAAUAAGUUAUAGAAGUCUUGUGAACCUCAACAUUGUUUAGAAAUUCUUUGUUUACCUUGAU